AUGGAUUCCGCGCCUGAGCCCUACAGCCCUCAGCUUCGUGCAGUCCUGCAAGAUCUUAACAGGGAAGUGCGGCAAUUCGACAUCCGCUUGGUCGAAGCCAACCUGACAGACGACGCCGAGUCAUCGGCCCAGCGGACUGAGAUCGCCCGCUUGCACACCCGUCUGCAUCGCUUAGAGGAAGAACUAGGGCAAGGGCGUGGUUGGCUGAUUCAUCUUGCUGACAGGACCACAGCUUUGGAGGAAGCCACUCAGACGCUUGCCAUCAAGGUCAGGUCGCUCGAUUUGGUUUUGACCAUGGCCGCUCCGGAAGCUUUCAGUGGUGAUGCGCCAGCUUUGCCUUCUAGCAUGGUGGCUACGGACAUCCUCCUGGCUGUUGCGGAUUCAGAUGCAGAGGAAGCCUUCGAACCCAGGAGUAAACUUCGACGUGCUUCCAGCGGUGAUCAAUCUUGGUACUUCGACUUUUCAGAUUUUGCCGCUGCGAUCCACCCCACCUCGACCCAGUCUGUCUGCUACUUCGAGGGCACCCUCUUGGCCCCCAGCAUUGUGCCUGUUCAGCAGUCUAUACCACAAAGCUUCCCGGCGGCGAAGGCACUGCCGCACUUUCAGGACGCGUCUGCUUAUGCAGCAUAUCCGACGCUUCAGCAGACUCCUGUUCAGGCAUCAAUCUCCUUGGCCACUCCGAGACCGGUCCAGUCCUCACCGGCAGCUUUGCGAGCGCCCUCAGAAUUGCACCCUCCGGCUUUGCGCGCUCCGGCAGCUGGCAUGAUGACAAGCAAGGACAAUCAUCAAGCAUGCGAUGAGCGCAACAGGGUUCUUUUCGACCAGCUUUGCAAAUCGCAUGGGGCCUACAGCUCGGUGCUCCAGCAGCUUGAAAGUAGCCGAGAGGGCGCCCUCAUCCGGUCCCGCUUGCUGAACAAGGUUAGCGACACCACAGCAGCCCGCUACCUUCGCUCUGUUCAGCUUUUCUUUUGUGCCUUUGAGGAGCUGGGCGGCAACAUGGAGGCCAUAGAUCCGGGGCUGUUCCUCGAUGCUUUCUUUGCUUUGUCUCCAGGUGCGGAUUCAGGCCCCCUUUCAAACAGCAUCAACGUCCUCAAGGCGCUCCGUUGGUACAAGAAACUUCUGGCCAUCGCUUGUUUGCCUGAUUUGUAUGGCACCGCUUUCAGCCUGCUCUCCAACCCGGCCGGGCAGGAGAAACGCGAGAGCAUACCUCUCCCCUUGUCGUUCGUUGCUUUUCUUGAGCGCAUGCUCCUGUCUGGCAAGGCAAGCUUGAUGGACGGCAUUUGGGCAGGCUCCUUCCUUGUGGCCAUUGGUGCUAGCCUCCGCUUUGCAGAUGCACAACAUGUUCGAUGGAGCACGCUCUGCGUUAGCAGCUUCACACUUAGAGGCAUCUGUUACAGGACAAAGACCACUGAAGGGGGCUGCCCAUGGGGCCUCCUCAGCUUUGGCCUCUUCUCCUCCUCCGAGGACUGGGGCAUGACAUGGCUUCCCCACUGGCUUGGGGCAUUGGACACAGUCUGGUGCGAGGUUCGCUCCCGCUUUGGGCCCCAGCCGGAACCCGACUGUCUGUUUUUCCUUUGGAGCGAGACCGGCUUUGCACCCGCAUCCUACUCCCAAGCCCUGCAGAAGCUUCGCUACAUGCUUACACUUUCUGGCAUUGCACCAGCUCAGGCAGCACAGUACACGCUUCACAGCCUCAAGACAACUUUCUUGUCUUGGAUGAGCCAGCUGUCGAUUCCACUUUCCUCCCGCUUCCUGCAGGGGCACCACAAGGCGCCAGGGUCGGCUCAACUGUAUUCGCGGGACGACGUGUGGCCAGCUUUGCGUGCACAGUGGCUGCUUUGGCGUUCAAUACAUGCCGGCUUUCGUCCAGCAAGACCACAGCACAGAGGCGGCCAGUCCCCGCUUGUUGAACCACUUGUGGACACCGCAGGUUUCCAGUGGGUGGAGUACUGCCCGGACCUUUCCUGCUUUUCAGUUGGCAACGACUGUCAGUCCUUCUUAGCUUUGGAGCAGCAGGACGGUGACCUCCGCGACGUCGACCACUUCGAGGACUCCGAUGCGGACGAAACAGGGACGCUUCUUGCGCAGUACGAUGCCACCCCGCUUGUGGAUGCAUCUCAGAAUUUUCACCUUUUGUCCAUUUUCCGCCCGACUCCCGCUUAUGUAAGCGGAGAAAACCCGCUUUCUGAAGCAGUUGGAGAGCGACCCGCUGCUUCCCUCAUCCACGACGAGCUCAUCCUCGGAUUUACCUGCAGUGGAGCCAACUGCUUCACCGUCCCCUCCGGCCAAAGCUGCACCCGCUUCUGUGACAGCGGUGAAGGAACCGCCGCCACGGCCGCCCUCUUCACCAAAGGCGAGUUCUCCAACCCCUGCUCCGCACCGGCCGCACCAACUCCCAACGCCCCCCCUGCGGCCAAGGAGAAAGCUCCACCGCCUCCGCUUGCAGAGACUGGGGCCACCGACGGCAGCGCGGGCACCACAAGCCAGCCAACGCCCGCUUCGACAACGCCAACGCCUGCUUCCACCACGGCUACGGCUACUCCGUCGGGCAACAGGGCCCCACUUCUGGCGAGCGAGGCCCCGGCGAGCCGCUUGGGGCACACCAUCUACGACAGUGAGGGGCAGCCCACGCUUCAAUUAGGCUAUGAGGAGUGGGGGCAGAACCAGUCCGGAUGGGAGGAUCAACCCGCUUGGGGAUCCUGGAACUGGAGUGGCCGCAAUUGGCAGCAUCAAUGUCAAGCGAAGAUGUCUGACUUCACACAACUCGUGGCCGACUGCAAUGUGCCAGCAGCUGUCUCUUCUUUGCUUUCAGCGUUCGACGUUGCUUUGUUUGCCCGGUCCUGCACCACUUCGGCAGAGCUUGAAGAGUUGGUGAACCACUUUGUGGCGGAAGCCUCAGUUACUGACGCCGCUGAGCGCUUUAUCACCAAAGCUUCGCUUCGCUUGCUCUUUUGCAAAUGCCGAACGUCAGAGGGCAUGGCAUCCUUGGAAGCCGCUCCCACUCCCACCACACCGCUUGGUGACGGGCCUCCAGCUGCUACCCCGGCUCCCCCGGCCACGCCUCCGCUUUCCAGCUCCUGGCAAGAGGCUUGGCCCGCGAAGCUGAGUGGGGAGCGAACCGCGUCGCUUAGGAAAAGGUUCGAGAGAGCUUUCCAAGCGCCCGCUUAUUGGGACAAGGAGGUGCGAUGGAUUCCCUGGAAGUAUCGCUUAAGCGCUCGUGCUCAAGAAGACCGUCUCCUCGUUCGGCCCAGGAAACAGGCCCGCUUUGACCUAACAGAGCUUUUUCUGGACGAGGCGCCUACACGUGACAUAUACAUGAAGGCCCCGCUUCCUUUGGCCUUGAUCUGCUUCACCAAGUACGAUGCCGCCGCCAGCUUACGCGGUCCCACUACCAUGGAAGCCCAGGCCGCUGACCGCCGCUGUUGGGAAAUCAUCGCCGACUUAGUCAACGUGCACCACUGGAAGUUGGACGAUGCGCUUCACGAAGUGGCCGAGGUGCGCUCCGACAUGCACAGCCUGCUUGCACCGAGGCCCUUUAUCUCCAAACCGAAGUUCGACCUGGACAACAGUUGGAAGGCCCGCUUCACAGGCAACGGUCGAGGCGGCAAGGGCGGUGGCCGCGGCGGCAAAGGCCGCGACGGCAAAGGCGAGAAGGGGGAGCGCUUUGAGAGAGGGGGCAAAGGUGGCAAGGGCAAAGACAACAAGCAAGCCACCCCCCCCGGCAAAUGGCUCUCCACCCUCUUCAUGGAUGGCAAACGUCAGACGCUCUGCAUGAGGUACCAGAGUGGGCAGUGCAAGGAAACCUACUUCAGCGAGCUGCGGGACAUCGCUGAGGAGGCACGUGCCCCGGUCUCCGAUGCAGCAUCUGCACUCAGUGAAGGCUCUCUCGACUUCGCUACUUGCUUGGAGUCGGGCAUCUUUCAGCGUACCGAGCAAUUUUCAGACGUUCUUCGAUUCUUGAACGCUUUUAUGCAGCUUCAGUUCCCCGAAGCCUCCUGGAGCUCCCUCUGCGUCAGCCACAACGUUCGCACCCGCUUACACACAGAUUCUGGCAACGCUGCAGGGUCUCUAAAUCACACAGCCUCACUUGGCAACUUCAGCGGUGGCGAGGUUUGGCUUUGCCCCGCUUUGAACCAGGCGGCUUCUCAGGUACCGGCCCCCUUGGAUGCCUCAUCCGAGGCGCACAGUGCAGCUGAAGCUGGUACAGGCGAGGUGCGUGUCACUUGGCACGCGCCGCUCUCCUUCACCUGUGAAGCACUUCACUGUACGCUUCCGAUACAAGGAGACCGGUGGGUAUUGACUGCCUAUACUUGCAAGAGCCUAGACCGCUUUGAUGCAACGCCACCCGCAGUCAAUACCUCCUCGCUCAAGGACACGACAUGCGUGGAGCUCUUCCUGGACAUAUGCUGUGGGGAGCAACUCGACCUGCUCAACGACGGCACCUACGACCACUUGCUUCGACUGUGUUUUGCUGGGAUUGUCCGCUUAGCUCACGGAUCGCCGCCCUGCAAGGAGUAUUCCCGCUUGAAGCUUCGUCCAGGUGGACCUCCAGCCAUUCGAUCGCCGGAUCACAUGAACGGCGCACAUGUGUCCCUGGAACAACCCACUAAUGCUAUGUCCUGGCUUGAGCCUUUCGUUCAGGACAUGCUUUCUGAAAUACAGGCCUCACUGGUCAACAUCCCGGCAUGUGCAGUGGGAGGCCACCAGUCCGUCGCAGGAGCCAGGGACGAACACGGCAGUGCACUUAUUUUCUUCAGCAAGACCUGCUUAUUCGGUUGCGCCCUGUACCAGUCCGACAGCUUACACGACCUGCGGAAGGACUGGAACUUCUCGGUGACGGAAGGCCAGCCCUACUGCUUGUCUGCACUGGAGCGCUUGAGUACUAUGCUGGGUGACAAGGACACUUCCCUUUUCCCCGCUUUACAGAAGGGCGCUGGCUGUUACACUUUACCGGAGCUCAAACGCUUGAAGCUGCUCGGUCUGCUUCAGUGGAUUCUGCAUGGUCUUCCUGCUUUACGCAUCCACUCUUACCUGGACGACAAGCUCCGCUUCACAGGUUGCCCCCCGGGCACGGGCAUUUCACCUGGCUCAAUUCUGCUUUCAGCUCGGCAUAAGCCUCUUAAAAGUAAAGACGACCUGGCUUUAGUCCCCGUAAGCACAAAGCGCAUGUGGCUCCGAGUUACGGACCCCACUUCCUCCAAGCGGCGCUUAUCUGAGUCCAGCAGAGAAACCCUUGCCUUCUUUGCCCACUUGAGCUCCAGGGACUGGCGGCCCAGGCCACUCCGACCACCACCUACCAGUUCGGUGGAGUCGGCCGCAGACGCUUUCGGCAAGGGCAAUGAUUGUGGCGUGGGAGGAUGGCUCCUCCUCCCCGGUGGACGCCUGCUUUGGUUUGCUCACCGCUACACGGUCAAAGACUUCCUGGACUUAGGUCUGCCCAUGCAAGCAGACGCCAACCUGGACAUCUCCAGCUACGAGACAUUGGCACAGUGCUUUGUGCUUUUGGCCUUUUGGAAAGCCCAUGGUUCCGGUCGCUUGGCUUUGGCAUUACCAGCUUUGAGCGAUAAUAGCGGUGCAGAGUCAGUGUGUAAUAAGCUUUACACCUCUAAAGUACCACUUAAUCUUUUCGUUCGCAAGCUUUCGAUGUGGAGCUCGAUUACCGGUGUCGCUUUGGACUGCAGCCAUAUAGCUGGCGAGAAGAACGAUGACGCAGACCUGCUUUCUCGGUGGGAUGGCUCCGCGGAACUCCCUGCCAAGUUUCUGGCCUCGAACCGCAUCGAGCUCUCGCUUUCUGAGUUCUGGCAGAUCCGCUUUCAAGUGACGCUUUUUCCCGCUGACACAUUUUUGAAAUGGCAGCUUCCGUCAGCUGACAGCUUGGGCCCGACAAACCGCGGUUCAAGGAAGCGCAAAUAG
Molecule: messenger RNA, 5913 nt
Organism: Symbiodinium sp. CCMP2592
Lineage: Eukaryota; Dinophyceae; Suessiales; Symbiodiniaceae
Source: the annotation of a GenBank genome assembly